This is a messenger RNA of Oenanthe melanoleuca, 1464 nucleotides long. Its product is annotated as endonuclease domain-containing 1 protein-like. Gene Ontology annotation, molecular function: nucleic acid binding; hydrolase activity; metal ion binding. The transcript has 3 exons. The record is from RefSeq and is a predicted model, not a curated record. Bases 131 to 955 code for a protein of 274 amino acids. NCBI's taxonomy places the organism in Eukaryota, Metazoa, Chordata, Aves, Passeriformes, Muscicapidae.
UAUUGCAGUGGCACUGCUGAGGAUUCAAACUGUCCUUACUCCAGGGAGAAGACUGAAGGAACUCUUCAUCUGCCUAUUCUGAGACUCUGUUUCAAGGGGAGCAAGAGCCCUUCACUGAAAUCCUCCCACCAUGCUGGGGCUGCUGCUGCUGCAGGUGUUGGCGAGCUGCCUCUGCCUGGGACACAGCGAGGUGGUGACAUCCUUUACAACUGCAUGUGCUCAGUUUUUCUAUGAGAAGACCCCCCCAAGUGACACCCUGCGUCCAACAAAUGCAGCCAGGAUCUGCCAGCGCUUAAGUAACAAAUAUCACUUUGCCACCCUGUAUGACAAAACUCGCAGAAUUCCAGUGUACUCUGCUUAUAUCUACAAGCCUGGACAUGGAUACAGAUAUAACUCAUGGUUUAUUGAGCCCCAGCUGAUUGACAAAAAAAGUUAUGGCAAAGAAAUGGCUGAGCCGUGGACCAUCCAUUCAGCGAAUAUUGGCGAGAAUCAGGCUGUUGAGAAUGACUACAGCAGUGCCGUGAUGCCUGUGGACCGUGGUCACUUGUGUCCCAGUGGCCACCUUUAUGAGCAGACCAGCAGGUGGGCUACCUUCACCCUCACCAACAUAGUGCCCCAGUACAGCACACUCAACCAGGGUGCCUGGAGUGUGUACGAGGACACAACAAUGCGCAACAAGACUGACGGCUGUGAUAAAACCUAUGUCAUCACGGGUGCUGUACCUGGGAACACCAACAUCUCCAAUGGGAGGGUUAAUGUACCCAGCCACAUCUGGUCAGCUGCCUGCUGCCUGGUGGGUACAAAUCCCACUAGGGCUUGGGGGGCCAUUGCUAAGAACGAGAGAGGCAAUAACCAGGUGACGAAUCUCAACCUGGGGAGGCUGGAAACGAAAUUGUCUGAGCUCUAUGGGGGGAAAGUUGUUACUCUGUUCAACAAUGCCUGUCCCCGGCAAUAAGCCUCACAUCCUUCAUGGAAAAGGCUCAGAAAAUUUUCCCACAUGUCACAGAACCACAGAAUCACUGAAUGGGUUGGUUUUCAAGGGACAGGUUGUUCCAAGCCCUCCCCAGCCUGGCCUUCAAUGCUUCCAGGGAUGGGGCAGUCAAAACAGCUCUGGGUAACUUUUGCUCAUAGCACAGUCUGCUCCCAGGAAUUUACUUCUUUAGAAUAUCCCAUCUAACCCUGCCCUCCAUCAGUGGGAAACCAUUCCCUCUUGUGCUGUCACUCCAUACCCUUGUCCAAAGACCCUCUCCAGCCCUCUUAGACAUCCUGUAGGUACUGCACUCUCUGGAGUCUUCUCCAGGCUGAACAUGCCCAGCUCUCUCAGCCUCUCUCCAGAGCAGACGUGCUCCAGCCCUCAGAGCACCUUCAUGGCCUGCACUGGACUCCACUCCAACAGCUUUGUAUCCUUCUUGUGCUCUGGGCCCCAGAGCUGGAGGCAGCACUGCAGCUGGGCUCUCAGCACAG